AAAAUGUUUUUGAGCGAUACUUUUCUUUUCCCCUCCCCCUUUUUUUUUCUUCUUUUUUUUCUUUAAAUAGUGCUGUUUGUUUAAAAUAGUUCAUGGCCAAUAUUGAAGAGCUCAACGUCCCAUUUGACCCCUUUGCUGAUGUUGAUGAAAAUACAACACAACCUACAAAUAGAAACAUUCACUUGCGUAUUCAACAAAGAAACGGACGUAAAACAGUAACAACUCUUCAAGGACUUCCCAAAGAAUAUGAUGCUAAAAAAAUCUUAAAGGUAUUCAAAAAAGAAUUUGCCUGUAGUGGCAAAGUUGUUGAACAUGAAGAGUUUGGUGAUAUUCUGCAACUGGCUGGCGACCAAAGACUUAAAAUUGCUGAAUUUUUAGUCAGCGAAGGCAUCGUCAAGAAGACAGAGAUCAAGAUUCACGGUUUUUAAAUAUACCAUAUUGUAUACCAUAUUGUAUAUCAUUUAUAUCUAUGCCGAUUUGAUUUCAUAAAAUAACCGCAGUUUUUUUUGUACCACUUGUUUAAAAAAAGUGUGAGAAUAAAGGAGAGCAUA
Molecule: messenger RNA, 551 nt
Organism: Gilbertella persicaria
Lineage: Eukaryota; Fungi; Mucoromycota; Mucoromycetes; Mucorales; Choanephoraceae
Product: translation initiation factor SUI1
Exons: 3
Coding region: 93-428 (111 amino acids)
Biological process (GO): translational initiation
Cellular component (GO): eukaryotic 43S preinitiation complex
Molecular function (GO): translation initiation factor activity; RNA binding; ribosomal small subunit binding
Source: RefSeq, a predicted model, not a curated record